GACGUGGAAGUCGUGUCCUCCAAGAACAAAGUGGAUGAAAUAGUUCUUGACCCCACGAAUGAGUUUGUUGUCUCUUUUACGUUCACCUCGUUACAGGACGAGGAGCCCUAUCUAUCAGAUUUAAAGCUCUGGCUUCAGACCCACUAUAUGAAGAAUACUCAUGAUCCAGCCCCAGCCAGUCGUGUCAGUGAGAAACCAAAACCCAAACUGUGGUUUGAAGACAAAGAAAGACAUAAAAAUGCCCGCAGAUCUGCAAAAUCCCUGUCAGAAUUUGUCCGUGUCAACAAAUCCCGUGGGAAAUCUCGGUUCCUUGUGGCGUCUGUCCCAAACAAGGACAACCCAGGAGCUUCCAUUUACCUGUAUGAGGAUGGGGAGCUGCCAGCAGCCCGGGGAGAGGCUGCGAUCACCGGCUAUCGGGUGGAGUACAGAAGAGUGGUGCAGGAGGACUGGACGGCUGUGAAUGUGAAUAGCAAACAGGAAUCAUUCCCAGUAACAGGGCUACGUGCAAACACCGAGUACCAGUUCAGAUACGCUGCAGUGAGCAAACCAGGGCUCAGUGUGAGCAGUGACAGGAGUGAGACUGUGAAGACAUCCUGCCCCACCAGCCCCCCGGGGAAGCCUGUAACAUUGAAAGUGGAACCACGUGCUGUCACACUGUCCUGGGAGGCACCAGCUGUCACUGGAGAGGGAGUCACUAUCAGGGAGUACAGGGUGGAGUAUAAAGAAGACACAGGAGAUACAAGUCCUGAAGAAAAAGGCAAAUGGCAGGAGCAAAGGACCAAGGAGAAAGCAGAGUCCUGCAGCAUUGAGGGGCUGAAGCCUGGGACGUCCUACGUGCUCCGAGUGUCAGCGGUGUGCGCGGGUGGUGCUGUGAGUGACCCCAGCGAGGCGGUGUCCGUUUCAACGCUGGGAGCAGAAUCAACGUCGUUAGCUCACGUGUACUUGAAGAAGAGCACUCUGAUAGGGGACCAGGAGCCCUCCGUGUACGCACUGCCCCUAGAGAAGGUAAUGCGUGGUUCUAGCUCAUCUUGUUUAAAGUACAGGCUGGGAGCGGAGAGCUCUUGCACCCACAGAAAGGUCAUUAUGGUGAUGGGAGCAACGGGGUCUGGGAAGACUACUCUCAUCAAUGGGAUGAUCAACUACAUCCUGGGAGUGCAAUGGGAGGAUAAUUUCAGGUUCAAACUGAUCCACAAAGUGACCAACAGAAGCCAAGCUGAGAGCCAGACGUCUGAAGUGACCAUUUAUGAGGUCAAUUACAGACAGGGCUUUAAAAUCCCCUAUAGCCUGACUAUCAUAGACACCCCAGGGUUUGGUGAUGUGAGAGGGAUAGCUCAAGACAGGCUAAUAAUAAAGCAAAUCAGAGAAUUUUUCUCUACCCCGGGGGACAUUGAUGAAAUAGAUGCUGUCUGUGUUGUAGUCCAGGCCUCGCUAGCUCGUCUAACCCCUGCCCAGAAAUACGUGUCUGAUUCGGUGCUCUCCAUCUUUGGGAAGGACAUAAAGGACAACAUACAGGUUCUGGUCACCUUUGCAGAUGGACAGACACCCCCGGUUCUAGAGGCCAUUAAGACCGCUGAUGUGCCUUGUGCUAAGGAUGCCAAGGGUACCCCUAUUCAUUUUAAAUUCAAUAAUUCCACACUGUAUGCUAGCAAUGCUGGAGCUGACCAUGGCAGUUCCAGUUUUGAUGCAAUGUUUUGGAAAAUGGGAGCCAUGAGCAUGAAGGCCUUCUUUGAAUCUUUAUUCAGCUUAGAAAGUAGAAGUCUGACCCUGACGAAGGAAGUGCUCAGAGAACGGAAGGAGCUGGAGGCGGCUGUGGAAGGGCUGCGGCCCCAGAUCAGGGCCGGACUGACGAAGCUGGAAGAACUGAGAAAAACAAAGAAAAUUCUGGAGCAACACAAGGAUGAAAUGGAGGCCAAUAAAGACUUUCAAUAUGAGGUAGAUGUGACCGUGCCUGUGCAGGAGGACAUCUCUGGUACAGGGAACCACAUAAUGAACUGCCGGCAAUGUCACUACACCUGCCAAUAUCCUUGUGCAAUCUCUAAUUGGGAUGAUCUGCGAGGAUGUGCAGCAAUAGAUAGUAAUACAGAAUAUUGCAAUGCGUGCCAUGGUAAGAGUUUCUGGAAAGCUCACUUCAAUCCAAAGUACAAGUGGCGUUAUGAGACAAGAAGAGAGAAACGGACCUUCGGUGAACUGAAAGAGAAGUACGAGAAGGCAUCCGGUGAGAUAUUAUCAACAAAGAACGUGGUGGAGAAGCUGAGUCAGGAAUACGCUGCAGUGGAAGAGAUAUUGCUAGAGCUUAUUGACAAAUCAUCUUACAGCCUCCAGCGCCUGCAAAAAAUCACCUUAAAGCCCAACCCACUGUACACUCCAGAAUACGUUGACCUGCUGAUCAUGUCAGAACAACGGGAGCUGAAGCCCGGGUAUCAGGAACGGAUAAAAUCACUGAAUGAAGUGAGGGAAGUAGCUAAUAUAAUAAGGAAGAUUGCUAAUAAGGAGCCCCUGCUGCCAGAAGAGUAG
This is a messenger RNA of Alligator sinensis (Chinese alligator), 2514 nucleotides long. RefSeq lists its product as uncharacterized. Gene Ontology annotation, molecular function: protein binding; GTP binding. The record is from RefSeq and is a predicted model, not a curated record. NCBI's taxonomy places the organism in Eukaryota, Metazoa, Chordata, Crocodylia, Alligatoridae. The annotation marks the transcript as partial. The transcript is spliced from 2 exons.